AAACCCGCAGUGACGUCAGCAGGACGUAAAUGCAGUGCCUCGCGGAGGCUUCGCUCUUUUCCCUCUCAUGUGCUGUUAGGGCGGUAGGCCUCUGCUCUGUCUCUGGAAGAUCCAACACCCGACCGGCAAAAUGAUCAUCUACAAGUGCAUCAUCACCCAAGAUGAGAUGUUCUCGGACUCCUUCAAAGUCAAAUUGACCGAGGAUGGGAUGUUUUAUGAAGUUGAAGGCAAGUGUGUGACCAGAACAGACAAGAUCGAUGAUUCUUUACUUGGGGCCAACGCCUCUGCAGAGGAAGCGUCCGAGGGCUGCGAGGACAGCUCUGUCUCUGGUGUCGACAUCAUCCUCAACCACAAACUGCAAGAGACGAGCUUUGACAAGAAGGGCUACCAGACCUACAUUAAAGGCUACUUUAAGGCUGUUAAGGUUUACCUGGAGGAGCACCAUCCAGACAGAGUUUCAGAAUUCAUGGCUGGCGCCCCAGCAGCUCUCAAGAAGAUUCUUGGUCAGAUCAAGGACUUCCAGUUUUACACAGGCGAGAGCAUGAACCCUGACGGCAUGGUGGGACUCCUUAACUACCGGGAGGAUGGUAUCACACCAUACAUGCUUUUCUACAAAGAUGGUCUGGAGGUUGAGAAAUGUUAACAAGCUGGAAACUACAUCUGCUUUCGAAUUGGCUGCUGCUUCCCAAAUGGCCCCAAGAGCAGACUGAAGGAGCAUUAUUUUGCAUCAUGCCUGAACGGAAACAUUCUUCUAGAAUUUCUUAUCACAUUACGGCCCCACAGCACCACUCCCAAGGCUGGGCGAAUCAAACCUGAUUGGUCACUGAAUACAGUUUUUAACUUUUUUUCUUUUUGGCUUUUGCAGUGUUUGUUUUCCCUCCAGGAUUGGCCUUGUUUUUGUGAUUGAAAAUUAAAAGGCAGGACAGCAAGUGAAGCUCUGACUUGAGACAUGGUUUUUCUUCUGUCUGCGAACAGUUUUUAGCAAUGAUCCAUACACACACACGUUGACCUCUUCAGACCUCUUUCUGUUUAUGGUUCAAUGAGAUUCCAUCUGCAAUGAAAAGACUUAUGGUUUGAUUUCAGAAUAAAAUCUAGUACCACCACA
This is a messenger RNA of Acanthopagrus latus (yellowfin seabream), 1105 nucleotides long. It is a transcript of the gene tpt1, whose product is annotated as tumor protein, translationally-controlled 1. NCBI's taxonomy places the organism in Eukaryota, Metazoa, Chordata, Actinopteri, Spariformes, Sparidae. The record is from RefSeq and is a predicted model, not a curated record. Bases 131 to 643 code for a protein of 170 amino acids. Gene Ontology annotation, molecular function: calcium ion binding. Gene Ontology annotation, cellular component: cytoplasm. The transcript is spliced from 6 exons.